CUGAACCAUUACAGUGAAAGAGGAGAGAUGAGCAAAUCUCUAUCACAUAGACCAGGAGCCUGAGGAGGAGAGCAGAGAGGAGCAAUGGAUGAGCCCGACAGCAGCUACUGUGACUGAUGAUACCAGCAAAUGACGUAUCGUGCGUGUUACAGGAGAGCAGACUGUGGUGUCCUGCCCGUGUCAGGUUGAGUCAAACAGUCAUGUAACAUGGAAGCCUGGCUUUAAGGAAGAAUCCUGUAGUGAAGAUGGACAAGAACAAGAGACACAUUACCGAAGGGAUAUUAACCCUCACCUUAGAGAUCAUCUACCUGCUGACUGGGGAGGAUUACACAGUAGUGAAGAAAACAUCUAGACAAAUAGUGGACCCCAGAAGCCACUCCCGUACCCCAGAAGGAUGGAGUAGGACUCAGAGCCCUAUCAUGGAGCCUCCACCUCACUCACUGAUACCUGAGAAAACCAACAAGCAGAAGAUCCUAGACCUCACCAACAAGAUCAUUGAGCUGCUGACUGGAGAGGUUCUUGUAAGGUGUCAGGAUGUCAGCAUCUGUCUCUCCAUGGAGGAGUGGGAGUAUUUAGAAGGACACAAGGAUCUGUACAAGGACGUUAUGAUGGAGGACCACCAGCCUCACACGUCUCCUGUCGCUCUGUGUGUGUUUCUUACAGAUGGGUCCAGUAAGAGAAAUCCACCAGAGAAUUGUUCCAGCCCUCUGUAUUCUCAGGGUAGUUCAGAGGACGAUCACUGUGAGCUUCAGGAUGAUCAGGGUGAAGAUUUGAUUCAUAUUAAAGUUGAAGUUACAGCGGAAGAUGAAAUUGACUUAGAGACUGAUGAGUUUAAAAAUGAGGAAGUGAAUGAAGAUGUCAACCCAGAUGGAUCCAGUAAGAAAAUAUUACCAGAGAGAUGUCCCAGCCCUCUGUAUGUCCAGGAUCACCCAGGGGGAAAUCACAGUGUCCCACAGGAUCUUCAGGAUGAAGAUCUAAUUGAUUUUAAAGUUCAAGUGAUAAAGGAGGAAGCAUGUGAAAGGGAUGAUAGACCAAUACAGGAGGAGGAAGCACCUACACUUAUCGGCAUGGAAUUUAAAAGAGAAUAUAAGGACAUCACACAAGAUUCCCCAGGAGAACAUCCCAUAACCUCAGCUCUGUCCCAGCUCUACCUAUCCAGGAUAGACCUGUCAUCUGAGCCAUCUAAUCCUGAGGAACCUUUUUCAGAUCAACUAUAUCUCGAUCUUCACAACUCAAGGCAGAGAGAGAGGGAACUAUGUUCCUGUUUGGAAUGUGAGAAAUGCUUUCUGCUUGAGGCCAAGAAAUCACAUAGUAAAAAGCAAAAGUUCUUGUGCUCUGAUUGUGGGAUUUAUUUCUCUUUAAAAUCGGCUCUUGUUCAACAUCAAAAAAUCCAUACCGAAGAAGGUCUGUCUAGUAUUUUGCAGGAUCAGAUAAGUCAUGUGGCAGAAACAUCAUUUCACUGUUCUGAUUGUGGCGAGCGCUUUACGGACAGAUUAUUUCUGCUGAACCAUCAGAGAAAACACCUAGGAUUGAAGACUUUUCAAUGCUCUGAGUGUGGGAAAUAUUUUUCACUGAAGUCAGGUCUUGUGAGACAUCAGCGAAUUCACACAGGGGAGAAACCAUUUCCGUGUUACGAGUGUUGGAAAUUUUUUGCUGUGAAAUCAAAUCUGGUAAAACACCAGCGGAUCCACACAGGGGAGAAGCCCUUUCUAUGUUCUGAGUGUGGUAAACGAUUUACGCAAAAGACACAUUUUACUAAGCACCAGCGAACUCACACGGGGGAGAAGCCCUUUUCCUGUUCAGAUUGCGGGAAAUGUUUCAGCCAGAAACCCCACCUUAUAAAACAUAAGCGAAUUCACACUGGUGAGAAGCCGUUCAUAUGCUCUGAGUGUGGAAGAUGUUUUACUAGCAAACAUAUUCUCCUUAAGCAUCAGAGAGUUCAUGCGAGUUGAUGGACAAAGAGAAGAGCUGUAUGAAACCAAAGCUCUGCAGGACCAUGUGUGCCUCAUAUAAUAAAUGGAUAACUAUG
Messenger RNA from Bufo bufo (common toad), 2029 nucleotides. RefSeq names its product oocyte zinc finger protein XlCOF7.1-like. Gene Ontology annotation, biological process: regulation of transcription by RNA polymerase II. The transcript is spliced from 9 exons. Bases 246 to 1952 code for a protein of 568 amino acids. NCBI's taxonomy places the organism in Eukaryota, Metazoa, Chordata, Amphibia, Anura, Bufonidae. Gene Ontology annotation, molecular function: DNA-binding transcription factor activity, RNA polymerase II-specific; RNA polymerase II cis-regulatory region sequence-specific DNA binding. The record is from RefSeq and is a predicted model, not a curated record.